This is a messenger RNA of Cottoperca gobio, 6767 nucleotides long. It is a transcript of the gene cobl, whose product is annotated as cordon-bleu WH2 repeat protein. NCBI's taxonomy places the organism in Eukaryota, Metazoa, Chordata, Actinopteri, Perciformes, Bovichtidae. The record is from RefSeq and is a predicted model, not a curated record. The transcript is spliced from 18 exons. Gene Ontology annotation, cellular component: actin filament; perinuclear region of cytoplasm; axonal growth cone. Bases 201 to 4811 code for a protein of 1536 amino acids. Gene Ontology annotation, molecular function: actin monomer binding. Gene Ontology annotation, biological process: actin filament polymerization; actin filament network formation.
GGAAAAUCUGCCGGGGGGACUACGGAGAUUAUAUCAAGUGGAUUUGACAAGUAACUCAGUCCGUGAGAAUGAGGCCGUAAAACCGUUUUGACUAAAGUGAUAGCAUAAUGGAUAUCCACCGAGUUUAAGAGCAACAGCGGAUUUCGGGAGCCCAGCUCGAGUACCGCUGUCAUCUGAAGUUGAAUAUCGCAAUCACUACAAUGACUGAGUCCUCAAAACCGCCUUUAGGGAGGAGAAUGAAGGCACGUGCCCCACCUCCGCCGCAGACCCCUCUACCUGCCCCACGCCACAUCUUCAGAAACACUGUACCUGAUGGGGGAGGGACAUCAGGCGUGGACGCCAAGGAGAACAUGCUGAGGCCCACUGUGGAUUUACAGAUAACCCUACCACAGGGAUACCAGACUUCUGUAACUGAGGAUGGCAGCAAGGCACUUAUGGACCUGCUGGUCGAGCUGUGUAGCCGCCACCACCUGAAUCCAGCGCUGCACACCCUGGAGCUGCUGUCGCCCGAGGGCCACAAUUUGGGGUUCAAGCCCAACGCGCUGCUGGGCUCCCUCAACGUGGCCUGUGUCCUCAUCAAGGAGAAAGUCUGGGAGGAGAAAGUGGUGCGCAGACCAGCACCCAAAGUGCCAGAGAAAACAGUGCGUUUGAUGGUGAACUACCACGGCAGCCAGAAGGCAGUGGUCCGGGUCAACCCGUUGGUACCACUCCAGGCUCUGAUACCGGUCAUCUGUGAUAAGUGUGAGUUUGACCCUGAGCACGUCCUGCUCCUGAAGGACAGCAUCAGACGCCACGAGUUACCGCUGGACAAAUCUCUGCUGGACCUGGGGAUCAAGGAGCUCUACGUACACGAUCAGAGUCUAGUUCUCCAGCCUAGAAUGGCUUCUGCCCCUGCUCUUAACUACUCAGACUCUAUCCACUCCAGCACUAACAGUUUGGGCAGAGCAGAGAAGAAAGGCCUCCUGGGUAUCUUCCAGUUCAGCAGGAGGAAAACCAAGAUGGAAACAACAUCUUUGGACAUGGAUGGCUGUGAUGAUAAAGUAAUCCAAAAUACAGACACACAAUACGAUGGUCUGUCCACUGCGUCAGGGGUCCCCACCAUAGAAGAUCGGCCCAGCACCUUGGGCCAGUCUCAGUCAGUCAUGAACAUAGCCAGGUUGUCUCCCAAGGCUGAUGCCAAGAAGAGGAGGGCACCAGCACUACCUGGGGCCCCAACACCCACCAUGGGACACACUAGCUUUGAGGGCUAUGAGAUGGGCCUUGGCUCAGAGAGCCAGCAGAGGAAAAGAAAGGCUCCAGCAGUACCUCCCACCCCAGGCCCUGAUGACACUUCAACCUCUUCCACUCCCUCCCCUGAUAGCCACACUACUGAAGCGCCUACCCCAGCCUUCCGUAGCAAGGUGGCACAGUCAAACACUGUCUUUUCUACCAUUGUGGCAACGCAAACAGUAAAACCAGUCCCCUUGAAAUCAGCAGUACAACCUCCACCUGUGUGCGCUGCCACCCCGACCUCCAGCUCCCCGACCCUCAGCUCCCCGACCCCGAGCAGCAGCACCACCGACAGCCUGGCUGUCCAGGAUUCCAGCUCUGAACUCAGCCACAGCAUCAACGACUCAGACACUGACCUAGACCAGGCCGUGUCUUACUGCAGCACCCUCACCAGCAGCACAGAGAGUGGGUCUGUGCUGGUCCAGCCUGCUACAAAAAGCUCCAGCACCAGGGUGAAGAAAUUGGAAAAGGCCAGCAGCACCGAUGCCAAGUUAAGUCAAGAGGUGACAUCAGCCAGCAGCUCCAGGUCGGAGACUGAGUCGGCCCUGAACCUGAAACUGGAUGACGUUGAGAACAACAGACAAAGCGCAAUGGCUUGGCUCCACUCAAUGCAAAACUCCACAGCCAGUUGCCGGAAACUAGAAACUGGAACGCCCGAGGAGGAGACCUCGUCCUUGGGCAGCAGCAGCGGCGGCAGCAGCCUGCCCGACCAGGGUUACGCUGCCUCUGAGGGCAUGGCAGAGGGCGAGGACUCAGGCAUGGUCAACUCUCCAUCGGACACCCUACCCACAUCCCCAGAUGGGAGUUUGUCUCUGGAUGGAAAUAGUGGAGUUGGAACAGAGAGACUACUGGGACCAGUGCGGGGAAAUUCCAGUGACAGUGACGAGGGAUGUGCCACCUGGGGAUCAAGACACAGGCACAAUGACAUCAGCCCACAGGCAAAGUCGGGCAGAUUAAAAGACAGCUAUGAAGAUGACCCAGAGCUCACAGCCCAGCUCCAUCAGACUUUGGCAGAUUUUGAUGCAAACCUUGCAGAUCACAUAGAUGUAGUCUCAGCAAAGGAGACAUCCUAUACCACGUCCACAAACAGUAAUGAGGUUCCGGUGUCUGUAGUGGACAUGGAUGUGCCAGUCACAGCCAUAGAUGAAGUACUGGAGGACUAUGAACGCCACAUUGUAGAAAAUGAGUCAGCUAGCAGCAAAGGUCCAGGCUUUUCUCACCAGUCCAGUGUGGAGCCAAAGAACAAAAACAACAAUGCGUGUACAGCUGCUGACAGUAAUAAAAGCAGCAGGGCAAAUACUAAGCAGCCGUCUCAACCCGAGCAGCAUGGGAAGUCAUUGGAGAACAAGUUUAUCGGUGAUAAAAAGGAAAAAAAGAUGCUAGAAGCAAAAAUGAAAGAGAUGCCUGUCACUGAUAGCAACAGUGUGAAAGAUGAUAAACAAAGAACAACAUCAGCAGUAAAAUCUGAUGUAGACAUGCAGAAAUGCAGCAAGAGCACUGAGAGGAAACCUGAUCCUGUGAAAGGUAACGCUCAAACUGUUCAAGAGAAGAAACCCGUUCAGAGAUCAGUACUGUCUGCAGAGAGAGAUGAAGAGAUGCACAGAGUUUACCAAAAGAACUCCAGCCCGAAUACUUCACAUGGUCAAAUAACUCGUAACGUCACAUCACGCUUUGGUAUGAAAACUUUCACCGUGGUCCCUCCCAAACCUUCUGCCCUGUAUGCUGCUACGGAAGAGCCAGCUGUCAAAUUAACUGUCGGUGCCAUUAAGAUUGACGAUCAAGGAAACAUGGUGAAAGGGGGUAUCUCUCGGAACAAAGUUGGUGGUUCAUCAGAGUCUGGAAUUAAUUCCAGUGAGGGGUCUCCUCUUCUUGGAAAAGCCAAAGCUUUUUGGAGCUCAAACGAGAGACAAGAAAGUUCCGUGCCCCUCAGCAAAGAUCUCAUUGAUAAGGCUAAAGAGAGCACAGAUGUAAGUACUCCCACUGCAAGCUUCGUAACUACUUUCAAGAGCAGUUACACUGAGGACCUGAAAACCACGCAAACGUUACUUUACAAACCUGUAGAGAGAGCCCAGCCUAAAGAGAUGGUUAAGGAAGAAGCGAAAGAACAGGCGAGAGCUGUCAAAGCUGCAAAAGAAGAGCAGGUCGAGGUGGAGAGCAAGAUUUCAGUGUCCAAAAACAUUUACCAGCCAAGUAAUAAACCCACCCUUCCCCCUCCUAUCCUUCCAGACCUGAAGAAAGAACUGUGCUUCCUCAAACCCUCCAGGCGAACCUCAAGCCAAUACGUGGCGUCAGCCAUCACUAAGUACACCCCAAAGACAUCAGCUAAACCCAGCUCCAUCCCCACUGUGCAUGAAUCCUCUGCUUCUUUGAAGUCACAGACUGUCGGUUUCCAGAGAUCAGGUCGCUCCAUAAAAGUGAAUCCACACCAAUCUUCCCAGUCAUCUUUUUCAGAUAAUAAGGAGAAUCACUCUGCUUCUAAAUUCAACCCACCUGGUUCUAAGAGGUCUAUGAGCUACCCAGAGUAUGUGUCGGACAGCCAGAGAGAUUUUGAAGAAGUGAGACCGGACAGGGGAGGAUUUGGAAGUUGUGUUGGAUCCACCAAAGGAAGCUUUAACACGCUGGAAACAGAAACAGCGAAGAAUAGGCACAUUCAGCCUAGUGGCCCAACCCAAAAUAAUACGAUCGCCAGUAAUGACAUCGAUAAUAUUCAACAAAUUCGGCUCAGAAGCCCCAGCCCUGCACAAAGGAGUCCUCUAUAUUCAUCUGCCAAACCACCUACAGCCCCCAAGAAUGUAUCCCAAGGCCAGACAAGUCACACGAGGGACACGACUAAGGCAGCCACUCAUCCAACACCUGAUGCAAAACUACAACCGUCUGUCACAGUGUCAGACACAGCUGUGACCCCUGGGCCUCCGCCGGUAACGGUGUUUGGGCCAGUGAAAAAGUUCAGACCAGUGAUCUCUAGGUCUCUUGAGAAAGACACGUCUCUGCAUAGCAGCCUGAUGGAGGCAAUCCAGACAGGCGGCGGCAGGGGCCAGCUCAAGAAGCUAACCACUCCUGGUCCCAGCAGCAUGAAGAAAGCAACUUGUGAUGAGGAGGAGAAUGACAGGUCUGCUUUCCUGGCUGCCAUCAGAGCCCAGAGCAGCUCGGGAAAGCUGAGGAAGACCAAAUCUGAGGCUGCUGGUGAGCUUGAGAAGUCCAAGAAGGUGACAGUGGAGGAGAAGAGAGGGGGGAGGAACUGCACCUCUCCUCCCUCUUUGACUUACACUACCGUCCUCACCCCACCACCAGCAUCUAUAAAUGCACCACCUCCUCCUCCUCCUCCUCCUCCUGUCUUCUUGCCCCAGGGUAAGCCUAGCACUGUGGCAAGUGCUAACGCCCUCAUUAACCCUGCCUUGGCCAGGGAGGCUAUGCUGGAUUCUAUCCGCACUGGAUCUGCUGCUGAGAGGCUAAAGAAGGUCGCUGCACCCACAAAGACAAUCCAAGUGAAUGGCAGACUGGGAACAAUCCAAGCAACCUCCUCAACACUCCCUCAGCACUAGGAGGGGAUGUCCACAUCACCGCAACAAGGAACACACUUAUUAUCAUUAUUACUCCUUCAUUUCAGGUUGUUGUUGUUUUUUUUGCCAUUCUGCUUUUGCAUUAGACAUUUGGAAAACUGGAUUGAGUCACAUUUUGAACAUUUUUGGGUAACUUUAUCAAACACAUUACACAAAUUAUGAUAAAUCAAAUCAAAAUAAAGAAUGAUUUCUACAUGCCAUCGAGAUAAACUAGAUUAUUCAAAAAGGGCUUCACAGCUCUGACCACCGUUCUGGGGCCUUAUGCUUAAACUGAUGCACUAAUGCUCAAAUCAUUUUGUAUAUAAAGGGAAGGAUUUAAGCGCUGCUUCUAUGUGUGUAUGUUGAAUGUUGCUCUCUUAGUAGCCAAACACCGGUAACAUAUGUCUGAUAAAGGUGUCACAGGUGAAAGGUUUGCAGGUAAUUCCACUUAUAAUAUCAGAUCUAUCAGUAAGCUUCUCACAAUAGCAUGUUGGAAAGAGUUCAUGUCCGUCUUUAUAACAUAUUGCUGUUCCUAAACAUAUCUUGCCAUCUGUACUUGAAUUCAGUAGUUUUAACUGGAAUGUUGUACAAAAUGUGUGCCAAUGAAAGAAAAUUUAAAUGGUUGACGGUACUUUCUAUACUUCUUUUGUUCUGUUUUUUUUUUCUUUUUUUACCACAGUUAAGUUAUGGACACCUUAUACUGUUGCUCAGUCAGUGUUAUGUAUAUGAUUGCUGUAAAGAUUCUAUAUGGGGUGCAAUAAGUUUGAUCUGAUGAUGUUUCCAGAUUUGAACUACUUAUUAUUAACUUACGACAACUGAUAACUUAAAUACAUUUAUGAAAAUAAUGGAUAGAUCCAUUGACAAUGUUUGAUUUCUUUGUGUAAAAGUGUAUCUUAUCCAGACCUGGUCCAUAUAAUGCCAACUUCUACAGUUCUUGGCUCUGAGGAGGAGUAAGACAGGUGGUGACUGACAUGUGCCUUUUUAGCUCAACAUACGCCUGUUUAAUCUUCUAACCUUAAUUUGUGCUGUUGUUUAAAAUCUAAAGACAUUGUCAUACAUGGUCAGUGCCCUGCAGACACGCAUACUUGUACAGAAGCGAUAAGACUGACUGUGCCUUUGAUGCUAUAUAUACUCGAGAAAUGAAGAGGAACAUUUCCUUUCCUUGACAUUUCAACAUAUCUGAAGCACUGUUAUUGAAGUAUAUCAAUGGUGGAUGUCACCAUGAGCAAAGAGAUUAGUUAACCAAUCAACACGUCACUACAUGUAUGUAAUGGCUGUGUAAUACAAACCACUAGUCAUAGGAAAGCUGUGAGAAAGCAGUAGUUAAGGUUGCCUUGAUUUAGGCAGGUGUUAUUGCAUUCCAUUGUGCUCCACUGUAGGUGAAGUUUACAGUGUGGCCUAGCUAUGGUUGAUGGAGGGAGAGUGGACCACUGCCAUUAAAUGGUAUCGUUAUGGAGAAAAACCUAGAGCAUCCAUAUUCAGGUGUAAAUGCUUGCUGCUGUGGAUUGAGUUCUGCUCAGUUUCAACACUCAAAACAAAUAUUCUACUGUUGCAUGUUUAACCCUGAGAGUGAAAACCCUUUUCUUUCUCUAACUAGUAGGGAUUGUUUCAUUUUCUGCUAGAUGGUUUCAUCUACACGCAAUAGCCUGCAGCACAUUGUAGCAUUGUAUAUUUUGUAAACUAAAGAAAGAUCAUUGCUGUGAAAGAUUUCAUUUAAAUCUUCAAUAGAGAGCUAUUUCACUGAUAGUGUGAACAUUUUGUAAGCUAUUGCUUUUAAAGUUUUAAGUGCACAUUGUUUUUGGGAAGGUUGCAGAUUUAUUUUUGUCUACCCUAAUUUUUGAGUCAAUAAAAUGUUUUGCAAUCAACUGAAAACUGACUUGAAGCUGACAUUCCUGUAUUUAAGCUUUAUUCAAUAAGAAUUAGCAUGUUCUUUCCUCAAGCAUGUGCCUGUGCCAUUCC